This is a messenger RNA of Oldenlandia corymbosa var. corymbosa, 2100 nucleotides long. The record is from the annotation of a GenBank genome assembly. NCBI's taxonomy places the organism in Eukaryota, Viridiplantae, Streptophyta, Magnoliopsida, Gentianales, Rubiaceae.
UGUAAACCUUUUACUAGUUUUUUUGCUUCAUUCUUUAAUCCUUCCUCCUUCACACGCUAGAACUGGUCAAUAAUGGGGAAAAAAAAACAAUGGUAAUUCGUCCCGCAGACAUAACUCGAGCAAGAACAUAUUAAUACAGUUUAUUUUUUAUUUUUUAUUUUUAUUUGGGCCGUCGAUUUUGAGGUGACUGGAACUGGAAAUGAACAAAGUUAUAUUGAACCCAACUGCCAAGAAAAAGCAUCACAGACAGCGUCACUGAUGAUUUUGCAAUUCAUACAGUUUUAUUUUUUAAGGUUACUGAGAAGCCACACAUGAGAGAUUCUUUCAUCCAUAGAUAAAAACCGUUAAAAAUCUGAACUGGGUUCAUUUCAUUUGUGUUUACAUGUUUCCAAUUACAGAAAGAAUGUCAGAGCAACAAAAAAAAAAUAAUAAAAAAAAAUCAGUACAACUGAUUUGAUGAUACUUGUACAUCAUCAUCUCUGUUGAUUCUCUCCCAUUUUUAUUGUAAUUCCCUUUUUAACUUUUAAAAACUCCAAAAGUCUUUCCCUUUUUGAGUUUAUAUUUCCCCACACUCUAAAACCUGCUUUUUUUUAGUGUCUAAUUUAUGUCACUUUGCCACCAAUUCACGCAUGAUCACCGUUGCAAAGAUACCCCUUUAUCCCCCAAAUGAAAUCCCCAAAACCCUUUUGAAUCCUAGAGUUCGUGGUGGUGGUGCUGUUGUGUGUUUUAAUUUGGGAUUUAAUUCAAAACCCAAGAAAAAAGAAGGGUUCUUUGGGCUGAUUGGGUUGGAUUAUGAGAUUGAUGGGAUGGAGUUGUGGAGGAAAUUAAGUAGGAGUUGUAUUCCUGGUAGUCCAAAGAAGGGGCAGAAAGUGGAAGUGGAAUCUGAUAAUGGAGGUGAGGAUUUCUUUGAUGCAGCCACCGCUGAGGCCAAAGUGCAGCCUCAACACUUGGUUGUCAUGGUCAAUGGUCUUGCUGGAAGUACUGCAGAUUGGACAUAUGCUGCUGAGCAGUUUGUGAAAAGGCUUCCUGAUAAAGUUAUUGUUCAUCGUAGUGAACGUAAUACUUCAAAGCUGACGUUUGAUGGGGUUGAUUUGAUGGGUGAAAGGCUAGCUGAAGAGGUGGUUAAUGUUGUGAAACAUUGGCCUGGUUUACACAAGAUAUCUUUUGUUGCCCACUCACUGGGUGGCCUUAUUGCGAGAUAUGCUAUUGGAAGACUCUAUGAACUUUCUACUGAAAAGGAAACAGCCAACCAAACUGACUCCUCAGGUGGGGAAGGAAAUGAUUCUGGAGAGUACCUCGAGAAGCAUCAUGAGGCAAAGAUUGCCGGGCUCGAACCAAUGAAUUUCAUAACUCUGGCAACUCCACAUCUAGGUUCAAUAGGACAUAAACAGCUACCACUGCUUUGUGGUCUCCCUUUCUUAGAGAAAAGUGCACCUCAAACUGCUCACUGGAUUGCUGGGAGAUCUGGGAAGCAUUUGUUCCUCACUGAUGACGACAGUGGAAAACCUCCUCUGCUUCUGCGGAUGGUUAACGAUUCAGAGGAUCUCAAAUUCAUGUCAGCUUUACGCUCUUUCAAGCGUCGUGUGGCGUAUGCAAAUGCAAAUUAUGACCAUAUUGUUGGCUGGAGAACGUCAUCAAUUCGCCGCCAGAGUGAACUUCCAAAGUCCAAACUGCUGGUGAGGGAUGAGAAGUACCCUCACAUUAUACAUGUUGAUGAAGGAAAAGCUGAAGGCAAUAGCAGCAAAACACUCUCCGAUGUUAAAGCAGAGAUGAUUGACUUUGAAGAGGAGAUGAUUAGAGGUCUUAGUCAAGUACCUUGGGAACGGAUUGAUGUUAGCUUUCAGAAAAGCAAACAACGAUAUGUCGCGCACAACACAAUCCAGGUCAACCGAUAUUGGAUGAACUCAGAUGGUGCUGAUGUGGUUGAACAUGUAAUUGAUAACUUUAUUGUCUAGCAAUCUACCUAUUGAUACUUCAUGCUCUCCCUCACUAAAAUGUCGCCGCUGGUGAUUCAAGUGAUGGGUUAGAUUGACCAUCAGUUAUCAAUCAAGCUGAGAUUUUGCACAUAGGAGGUGUUCUUUCUUCUUCUUUUUUUUUUUU